AUGGAGGUUAGUCAGGGACUUACGCUGCAAAAUCGUCUGAAGGUCGUAUUCCCAUCUGCCUCCUCUUUCUCCACUAAUGCGGCGUAUAAAGAUGCAAAUGAUAGCUUCUCAGCUUUUGAUCUCCCUCAAAGUCAUGCGAGACACGUGGCAGCAAUGCACCCAUCGCGAGUAGAAAUCCCGCUAGACCUGCAGUCCACUUUCUCGGAGAUGCCAAAACUUCAUUUGUUGUCAUCUCAACAUGAGGAUGGUAAGAACACUGUGCAGGAAGUGCCACUGCCCUUUGUUGUGUUCAGCAGUCUGUCAUUGCAUCCCAAGAUGGAGUCUCGCUUCAGUUUGGCGUUAAACGAUGAUGCGGAUCAACAAAGAAAUGAAACGAAGAGAAAGAAAAAUGACACCAACUUUGCAGUGGAUUCCAAUGUCUCUCAUACGUUCCCCGAAGCAGAUGCGAGCAACCUGCGAGCGCUUCUCAAAAUUGCGCACAGGAUGGAACUCAAGAUCCCCCUUCUCCCCCUUUUUAUGACCCAUUGCCGGGACCAGGCGAUCAAUAAUGAUAUCCAUUUCUGCUGUAUACGACAAGGUGACCUUAGUAGCACCAGCUGCGGCGUUUCUUUUCCAUUUCAAGAAGCCAUUACCGCGGAAUACGUUUUCCAGCAUUGUGAAUCACGUGUCUACUGUCUUGUUAAGCUGAAAAACCUCUUAAAUCAGACGUCUCUAUGGAUGCGUGGGGUGACUUUGCGUGUUCUGGAUCCCAGGCGGACCUACCGCGUUAGACGCGUGAGCGAGGUAUACCACGACUUUAUCACGCGGGAAUGGAAGCCCCAGGAGGCGCGUCAGCUGCUAUUUGAACUCGCACUGCACACCGACUUCGUCGCCAUGGGGAUGGCACUCCACCAUAGUGUUCAGGUUGAGAUCUUCUAUUCAAACUGGCAUAAGACAUAUGUCUCGACAUGUGAGGAAGACCGCGUUGUUCUUCACCUUACGAAUCCCCAUGGGGGCCCAUUUUCGCACGACAAUGGCUCUAGGAUGAAUCCUACAGGGAUACAAAGUUUCCAAGAGAAGCCAUCAGACUCAAAUCAGAGUAGAAGCGGCGCAUCAAUGGCAAUAAAACUCUCUGACACCAUGUUUACCAGAGCUACACAAGAUUCAUCUUCCCUCCCUCUACGUCAGGACGUACUUCCGCCGAUUCGAUGGAGCGAUUCAUCGCAAAACCAGGCGAGGGAUACGGAAGUCCUCUACGACCCUGAUGAAUUGGCAUAUUUGUCCUCAUCGUGCAAUGUUUACUAUGGGCCGCCCGCAUCAUUCCGCUCCACGUAUUUUUGCCUUUUCACUGCCAUCAUUCAGGCCGAGUCGAACUGGGAAACUCAGGAUGGAAUGACGGUCGAUGGGACACAUCACGUUAUGGGCAUGACAAACGAGCAGAAGGACGAUUCCACUCUAAAACAAACCCAUGAAUUUGUUUUGGUAGCUGGCGAGCCUGUGCGCUUCAGCGUACGCUUGAGCCCCCUCCUCCAUAACUGGCCGGGGGGCUCGAGGGCUGAGAACGACUUCUUUAUCGAGCUGCACUUUGAUACUGCACAAUGGAUGGUAAUCGGGAAAAAGCGCACGCGUCAGACGCUGUCAGCUACGGAUGAGGUGAUGAUGUAUUUUACAGCACUGCCGCUUCUCCCUGAGAACCCUAACGCUGGGUCUGCGCCUUCCUUCAGAAACCGGAGCCCGUCGAUGAUGAUUCCAUCUAGUACUCAGCACUCAGAUGCUGUUCGCGUCGCGGCAGGAGGGGAACGGCAGAUGUUCCCAGAAAGUAUCACAUAUCAAGAGUCCUCCACCGAUCUCGUAGACCGUAUAGAGAUAGAAAAAGGCAUAGUAAAGAUUCCCACCAUUCGAAUUUUUCGGGCAAAAUCCGAUGAAAUCAAGGGCUCUGAGGUUCCAGGGUGUGACGCCGCAAUCACUGGGAAGGAGGAAGUACUGGUGGAUGUCGUACAUUUCCGGUGUUGGGCGAAGGUGAUCAAAAAGGUGCGUUAA
Phytomonas sp. Hart1 is the source of this 2019-nucleotide messenger RNA. The record is from the annotation of a GenBank genome assembly. Lineage: Eukaryota; Euglenozoa; Kinetoplastea; Trypanosomatida; Trypanosomatidae.